AUGGACAAGGUAAGGGCUUUCAGUGCGCCAGGUAAGGCUCUUCUAGUUGGGGGCUAUUUGGUACUUGACCCCAACUACAAGUCCUAUGUUGUAGCACUUUCUUCUCGCAUGCAUGCAGUAGUGAAGCAGACUGAAGGGUCUGCAGAGGCCCCCCUACGUGUCAAGUUGACAAGUUCACAAUUUAACAACGAUCAGUGGGAAUACACAGUGGACUUUGAGUCGAAUUAUGAACUUGUUGAGACGAAAGGACGCCGGCAUCCAUUUAUUGAGAAGACUCUAGCAAAUGUAUUGAACUACUUUCAACCGCCCCGGGGACAGCUUGCUGAGAUAUCCAUUGAAGUUUUCUCUGAUGCCGGCUACCACUCCCAACUUGAUAGCAUUGAACACCGGAAUGAGUUCCGUAGUUUCAGAUUUCACAAGAAAAGCAUCACCGAUGUUCCAAAGACAGGGUUGGGGUCAUCUGCAGGGCUAGUCACCGUUCUCACUGCCGCUCUGAUAUCUGUGUUUUUACCGGAGAUGGAUGUUCGUCUAAAUAAACAUCUAGAGCUGAUCCAUAAUUUGUCACAGGUCGCGCAUUGCCAAGCCCAAGGAAAAGUAGGCAGUGGUUUUGACGUGGCAUCCGCAGUUUUUGGCUCGAUCAUCUACCAGCGCUUUCCGCCUGCAUUGAUUAAUGAUCUGCCCUCUAUUGGUGCGCCAGAAUAUGCAGACUGCUUGCGGAACGUAAUUGAUAAAGCGGAUUGGCAUAGUCGCCAUGACCGAGUCAGUCUCCCAAAAGGCUUACGCAUCGCUAUGGGAGAUGUCCGCGGGGGUUCACAGACGCCUCGUUUGGUCACACAGGUGCACCAAUGGUUACAAGCUGAUCCAGAACACGGUAGCAAGAUCUACGAGGAGAUAAACAAAGGAAACAUUGCAUUUAUGUCCGGCUUGGAAGAACUCAAUAGAAUUGCAGAGCAAGAUCUUAGCACAUACAAUGAACUGCUCCAGACUCUGGAAAAUGGCGGCUCCCUCGAAAGGUUCCCCGUGCUUGCUCAAAUACAAAGUGCUAUCCAGCAAAUACGGAAAAACUUCAGGACUAUUACAUCUGAAUCCGGCGCGGACAUUGAACCUCAAGAACAAACGGCACUUUUAGAAAAUUCUUUGCAGCUAAAAGGCGUUUUAACGGGCAUGGUACCCGGUGCAGGAGGUCGCGAUGCAAUUGCUCUCAUCGUAGCCGAGGAUUCAAACUUGGUAGAACAGACAAAGGAGGCUGUUGAGUUCGGUGCAGUUACCUGGCUUGAUUUAGGUCAAGAAAAAUUCGGUAUCUUGGAGGUUAGUCCCGAACAAUACAACAAUUUGCAGUAA
Molecule: messenger RNA, 1341 nt
Organism: Eremothecium gossypii ATCC 10895
Lineage: Eukaryota; Fungi; Ascomycota; Saccharomycetes; Saccharomycetales; Saccharomycetaceae
Gene: ERG8
Product: phosphomevalonate kinase
Exons: 1
Coding region: 1-1341 (446 amino acids)
Biological process (GO): isopentenyl diphosphate biosynthetic process, mevalonate pathway; ergosterol biosynthetic process
Cellular component (GO): peroxisome
Molecular function (GO): phosphomevalonate kinase activity; ATP binding
Source: RefSeq, marked provisional